This is a messenger RNA of Quercus robur (English oak), 2828 nucleotides long. RefSeq names its product calcium-transporting ATPase 12, plasma membrane-type-like. Gene Ontology annotation, molecular function: P-type calcium transporter activity. The transcript is spliced from 2 exons. Lineage: Eukaryota; Viridiplantae; Streptophyta; Magnoliopsida; Fagales; Fagaceae. The coding region runs from base 1 to 2631 and encodes 876 amino acids. Gene Ontology annotation, cellular component: intracellular membrane-bounded organelle. The record is from RefSeq and is a predicted model, not a curated record.
AUGUUAACAAGCUCCGGCCUUGACCUUGAGUCUCAGCAAACUGUGUUGCUAACGCCCAGAAAUCCUCCAAGAGAGCGUUGGCGCCGUGCAGUUUUUUUGAGCUUGCAUGAGCGAAAUCUCAUACAUAGAGCUGAUGACAGAGGUUCUCUUGCUUUCCUCAGAUCUCUUUCAUCGUGCACUUCCUACUACAGUGCCUUUACCAGCUUCAACGAUGAUACAAGAGAAGCAGAUAUUGUGGAAAUUUUAACUGAAUCACCUGAAAGUGUAAAUUUGGAUGGUGAGAAUGACAACUGUAUCAGAGAUGCAGAAGUACAACUCCAGCAAGCAAACAUUGCUAAGAUGGUAAAGGAGAAAGAUUUGGAUUCCAUACACAAGUUUGGAGGCAUCCAAGGAAUUGCAGAGGCUUUGGGUACUGAUUUAAAGAUGGGAAUCAGCCUUGCUAAUGUGCAAGAUGUGCGCUCUCGAGGCAUACCUUGCACACUGUCCACAACACAAACUAGUGCACUAGGCUUCCUUCAAUUUCUCCCAAAAUCAUGCAAUAAUUACACCAUUUUGCUUCUCUUCGCGUGUGCGGUGCUGUCACUUGGCUUUGGUGUCAAGGAGGAAGGCCUGAGAACUGGUUGGUAUGAAGGGGUCAUCAUAAUUCUUGCCAUCAUCAUACUUGUGGUCAUUGAUUCACUGCGUAAUCAGCGUCGACUUAAACAUUCCCAAAGGAUGUCAGGGAAGCAUAAACCAUUUGAAUUGCAGAGAAUGAUGGUUGAUGUUAUUAGAGGGGGACGUUUACACAAAGUAAUCAUUGGCGAUGUUUUGAUUGGUGACCUAGUACGCCUAGAGAGGGACUAUAUCGUCCCUGCCGAUGGUUUGUUCACUGGCCAAUCCUUAAAACUGGAUGAUGAUUUAGAGUCCACCAUUAAUGAGGAGAACCCUUUUUUGUUCUAUGGUGCAAAGGUGAUUGAUGGAAAGGGUUGCAUGCUAGUUGCAUCAGUGGGCAUGAACACUAGAUUGGGUGAUUUGAUGAAGCAGGUUACCCCUGUCCCCGAAAAGACCCCAUUACCAGCGCAAAUUGACAAGGUGAACAAAGGCACACAAAUUUUUGGUCUUUCAAUAUCUAUCCUCAUCCUUGUAGUGUUAUUCCUCCGUUUUAUGCUUCUGAAGGAAGAUAUUAAGUCUAGCCUCCCAGACCUCAAGGAGAAACCAAAGGCAAUCAAAGAGAUAAUGGAUGCGAUUGAUAAAAUUGUGAUGAAACCAAAUGGAAAGAUUAGUACCUUAACGACUUCACUUGCUACGUUGCUGGUUGGUGUAAUGGAAGGAAUACCUUUUGUAAUCACGCUUGCCAUCUCUUAUUGGAAUAAGAAGAUGAUGUCUGAAGACUCUGAACAGGCAUCUGCUCAAGAACCUUUUGCUUGCCUCACCAUGAGUUCAGUCACAAGUAUUUGUAUUAAUACAACAGGUUUGUGUAUGCCAACACUAAACUCGGUGCCGGUUGGAAGGGAAAUAGGAGCUUUGAAAAAUGCUGGAUUUAACAUCACUCUGGUUUCAGAAGAUAAUGUGUCAGUGUUGGAAACCAUAGCUCUCAAGUGUGGACUACUUCCCUGCUCAAAUGCAAUGGUGCUUGAAGGUGAAGAAUUUCGGAAAUUCAGCAAUGAAGAGAGGAUGAAUAAAGUUGAUCAAAUCAUGUUGAUAGGAAGCUCAAUCCCAUCUGACCAGCUCACUUUAGUGCAAUGUUUGAAGAAAAAAGGCCAUAUAGUAGCAAUGGUGGGAGUAAAAACAAAUGCGAUUCCAGCACUAAAAGAAGCUGAUGUGGGGAUUACUACGAGGAUUUGUAGCACUGAAAUGGCUAGAGCAAGUUCCGGCAUCAUCAUUGGUGAUGAAAAUCUCAGUUUCUUGGUCACCAUUUUAAGGUUUGGAAGAUGUACUUUCGAGAAUAUUCAGAAGUACAUCCAACUGGAGCUCACCAUGAAUAUAGCAGGGCUGUUGAUAACCACUAUCACAACAAUGUUUUGUGGAUAUUCUCCAAUUACGUCUAUCCAAUUGCUAUGGGCAAACUUUGUUGUGUCACUUCUUGGUGGCAUUGGAUUAUUGACCGAGCCACCAACAGAGGAACUGAUGGAAAAGCUGCCAUUGAAACAAACUAAACCGCUUAUCACCAAGGCCAUGUGGAGAAACAUUGUGUCUCAAGCUCUCUAUCAAGUUACCAUCUCAGUGGCAUUCCAAUUCAAAGGGCAAACUAUCCCGGGUAUUAGCAAUAAGGUUAGUAAAACCAUUAUCUUUAAUAGUUUUGUUCUCUGCCAAGUAUUUAACCAAGUAAAUGCAAGGGAAUUGGAGAAGAAGAAUGUGUUUAAGAGCAUUCAUCGGAACCCAUUGCUUUGGGUUUCUGUGGGUGUCAUUCUCAUACUGCAGGCGGCUUUUAUUGAGAUUGCACAUAUUAUCGUAGGCAAUGCAAGAUUGAAUUGGGUGCAGUGGUUUAGUUGUCUUCUUGCUGGGAUGGUUUCAUGGGCUAGUGAUUGGGUUACAAAGAGCACGGCUGAGUUAUGGAAUUGCUUGACUAGACUACUUGGCUCACAUCUAAGAACUAUUAAUAUCCCUCGUAAUUCCACUUCUAACCUUCAGCUGCCACUCACCCAUCCUUAGCUUAUACUAAUUUCCAUUUUUAGUAUAAGCAAAAUGAACAACAAAGAAUGAGAGCAGAAAUUUGUUUCUUAACUUGGUGAAGUGUUUUGUUACAUAAUUGUCUGUCUGAUUAGAGGAAACCAUUUCAUGUUUUUUAGCAUUAUCUUCCCUAAUUGUACAGGUAGUAUACUUUUGUCUUUUAUAAAAUCUUUUGGCAG